UUGAGUACACCACAGCACCUCAGCUUCACUGAGUAAAUAAACAAAAUGUUCAAAUACGUCGUAUUCGGUCUCUUGGUGGCUUCUGCCAUUGCCACACCAGCCCCAAGCUCUGGCUUAGAUUGCAACGUGUCAGAUGAUCAGCUGACUUGCUUAGCCGUCAAGGCUGCCGCUACCCUCGAGAGGGCCGCCAGGUCAGCUGACAUCGAAAUCAUCGAUGGAGUUACCCUCGUCAGAGACACCCCAGUCGAACGCACCGGAAAAGCAUUGAAAUCCGAAUCUGAAAUCAUGUCUGAAUUGCCAGCUGAUACCACUGGAAAAGCCAUGGCUGUCGCCACCAUGAUGUACGAAAAUGCUGCCAACUUCCUUCAAAGCCACAGCUUGAAGGUCGAUAUGUCAGAAGCUCGCACCAUCGACGACAAAAUCUUCUCGCACUCCCACCUCACCCCAAGCAAGAAGCACAAGAAACGGUUAUCUCCUCUGCUGUCCCUCAUCGGCCUCAAAGUCUUCGCUCUUGCUCCAAUUGUCCUCGGCAAAUUGGCUCUCUUGGUCGGCAAAGCCAUCUUCCUUAGCAAAGUCGCCAUCCUCAUUGCUGGAGUCCUUCUUUUCCAAAAAUUCUUCGGCGCUGGUAGCCAAAUCGCCUUCCCAGGUGGUCUUUUCGGCAAGAACAACGUCGCCCCACAAUAUAACUACGAACCAGCCACCUAUGCCCAAGCUGGUGCAUUCACUGGAUACCAGAGAUCUUUGGAUGCUCAGCAACUCGCUUACUCCGCACAAGCACCUGCUCAAUAAGUUCACACCUGCAGUAGAAAUAGUUUAGUGCCAUGAUGGCAAUUUUAUUCAUGACACAUUGAAGAUUUUCCUUCCGCUGUUGAGUAUACGACUUUACUCGAGCGCGACGAAAAUCUCGUUUAAUGUUGCCCGACAAUUGACAACAACGACUUUAGACUACGACUGUGACGUGACUGUUCUGUGAUUUAAUCAAUUUUCUUUUUAUUUAAUUGAAGACAGAUAUCGUAUUAAGUGUUUUAACCAAAGUUUUAUCAAGUUCCAAGUGACGAUCAAGUGACUGAUUUACUAAGAAUUUCGGAUGGCUAACAUUUACUAGAAUACGACUGU
Trichogramma pretiosum is the source of this 1116-nucleotide messenger RNA. RefSeq lists its product as uncharacterized. The coding region runs from base 46 to 789 and encodes 247 amino acids. The transcript has 3 exons. The record is from RefSeq and is a predicted model, not a curated record. Lineage: Eukaryota; Metazoa; Arthropoda; Insecta; Hymenoptera; Trichogrammatidae.